AUUGGACUUCGCUCAUUGGCCCUUUAAUGUAAUUGCGUUAGUCAGUCUGACUCAUUCACUGUUUCCACCACGGGCACGCGGGUCGUAUCAGGGCUGACGGAUAUAGAUAAACUCUAAUAACGUUUGACUAGCCGAUGUGCUUCACUGUCCAACAAAAGCAGCUGGCGAGACAAAAAUCUCAGCAUUUAUCCCACUGACUUCUGUUUCACCUGUCUUGAGGUGGAAGCUGUAUUCAAGUUAUCUUCUGUUGGUGGCCUCCCUUACUUAAUGCUGCAACAUGGUAAUUCGUAUUUGAGUCGCAAAGUCAGACAAGCUGUCGAAUUGUAACCAGACACACAUGCAGGAAAUUAUUUGAUUGGUUUUGAUCUUUCAUAGUUGUUGACAAGGAUACUGUUCCAAAGAGCUCGAGGUGCAUCACUUGGUUGGAUCAAAACGGAAUAUUCCAUCGAGGGCCCGAGAAGUUCCAGUUUGCUGGAGGCGUGAGUGCAUAAAAGACACCAGAAAGCACCUUUACAAAUCGGUGUCAAGUCGAAGUUUAACAAAUAUACUUUUUGCGCAUACACUGAUUUUAACGCGCCUGCAGGAACAAAUCAGAGAGUCUAGAUGGCUUUAGCAUCCUCGUCGAGUAUGUGUUCAAACAUUGGUCCUCCAAAAGCUCUCUCAUACUUUACAGCCUCCUUUUCAGUUUUCCUGAUAAUUUUAACCAUUCCUGGAAACUUUCUCAUCUGUUUGGCCAUCAUAAAAGAUCCCUUCAGAAACUUGAAAACACCUUUUAACUAUUUCCUGUUAAGUCUAGCGACGACUGAUCUGGUUGUGGGAACGAUUAUGGAUCCCGUGUCAGUUGCUUUUCACACCAGCGAAGCGCUUCAACUUGACAUCGUAGAUAUCAAAAUCUUGCACAUUUUAUACUUUAUCUUGUGCACGGCGUCUAUUCUAACACUCAUGGCACUUACCGUAGACAGAUAUGUGGCCGUAUCAUCGCCAGUGAAGUACAAAAUAAUGGUUACCUCCAAGCGCGCUAUUUUAACAUCCCUGUUAAUUUGGGUGGCGGCACUAGGGUUUUCUUUCGUAUACUUCAAACUCGGAUUUAUAUUCUACUCCUUUAUAUUUGCAAACACUGCUGUUCUCAGCACGUGUGGAGUUCUCAUCUUUGUUCAUGUAGGAAUACUUAAACGACUGCGCCAAAGAUCGAGAUAUUGGCGAAAGAGGGGAGAAAUGGAGAGCACGAAGUCUGAUGUACAGGAGAACCAAAAAAAUCUUAUCAAUGCAAAAAAGGACAGCAAAGCAGUCAAAGCAUUGAUGAUUGUGCUUCUUGCAUUUUUUGCUUCGUUCACACCAGCCUGUGUUAUGAUUUACUUGUUAAAUUUUUGCUCAGGCUGUAGUUGUGUGCUAAUUCAUUGGUUGCGGGAUUUGCAAUUCUUAAUUGUGUUGUGCAACUCUGGUAUCAACCCUUAUUUAUACGCAUGGAGGCUUCCUCAGUUCAAAAGAGCUUUCUACAAAUUCCUUCAUCUCAAGGCACGCACAAGGAUAAGUGACAGUACCACAACAUCAGUUUAUGCCGCUGGCAAACGAGAAACCAUCCAAAUACCUAAAACUUUAAGCGGUGGAGACGAAAGGAUUUCACCCGUUUAAUAAAACUAUACAAACACAAAUACACUCACAAAGAAAGAGUGUCCUUUCUCAUUUGUAUCCCGGUGUAUGCAUAUUGUUGACAUUGCUUUAACUAAUAAUUUAAUGAGUAAGAAGAUUUAGUAAGUCUAAGAAAGAUAAUCUUGUGAUAUUUUCAUGUAUUUUUUUGUGUUGUGAGAGUAAAAUGUUCAAGGGGAUUGCGGAAACUCUUCGUCUCAGAAAUUAAUCACCAUUACCACUUAGAAAGGACCAUCGAACUUAGUUAUUUAUUUGCAUUCGGGUCGGAUUUCGAAUGAUAAACCAAACAUUAAAUUCGUUUCCUCAUUUUAUCAGCAGCGAUUAAAUGAAGUAAGUAACGUAUGAACCCAUAUGCAGUCCACACACACAGCGUUUUAACGACUGAUGAUGAAUACGCAGACCACAAUGUUCAGAGCAGUCCACGAAAGCAUUUUUCUCAAUAUAUCAAUGACGAUUACGUUAAUCAUUUUAGACCUUAAAGUGAAUUGGUUUCUGUAAUAUCUUUCAGUUUCAACAUUCUCAUUAGUCGUUUGUAAACAGCUUCAACUGCCACUAAUACAUCAACCACUGCUUGAAACAUAAAGA
Molecule: messenger RNA, 2232 nt
Organism: Pocillopora verrucosa
Lineage: Eukaryota; Metazoa; Cnidaria; Anthozoa; Scleractinia; Pocilloporidae
Source: RefSeq, a predicted model, not a curated record